AUGUCUACCCAAGCGCACUCGAAGCCUAGGAAGUUGAAGAUUAUCCAUGUCGGCGCCGGAGCUUCAGGUCUUUUGACUGCUUACAAGGCUGAGCGCAUGCUGCAGAACUACGAGCUUGUCUGCUACGAUAAAUUUGCAAAGAAGUAUGAUCUUGAGAAAUAUGCUCAGCUGCGAACGACAGUCAUCAGCGCGACUUGGGAUGAGAAUGAAGGGAAAUGGGCUGUUAAGUUAAGCCAGGAUGGCAAGGAAAGAAUGGACUACUGCGACGUAUUGAUGAAUGGAUCGGGAGUAGUGAACAAGGCCAAAUCUCACAGCGCUACCUGGGACCCCGCAAUUAGUUGGGAAGGCAAACGGGUUGCACUCAUCGGAACUGGCUCAAGCUCUGUUCAGAUGCUACCACAGCUUGCCAAAGGUUCAAAAAGCCUUCACGUCUUUGCGAGAAACUCGAUAUGGAUCGUCCCUUCAAUAGGCACAGAUCUCAGCAAGGCCAACGAAGAGGGCCAAAAUCCUUCUGAGCAACCUGGCACGCAGAUUUAUUCUGAAAAGGACAAGGACGAGUUCCGCAGAGACCCUGCGACACAUCUACAGUACCGGAAAGGUCUUGAGGCAACCCUGACACGCAACUUUCCAUUCUUUCUCAGGGAUUCUCCAAUGAGUCAGUGGGCCACUGCUGCCAUAAAACAGGACAUGCUCAAGAAGCUUGAGAGUGCUGAUGAGGAGCUGAAACAAAAGCUCAUUCCAUCGUGGCCCCCAGGAUGUCGGCGAAUCACACCUGGCAACGACUAUCUAGAGAGCUUGGUCCAAGACCAUGUCAAAGUCAUCUUUGAAGGCGUUUCGAGAUUUACUGCCACGGGUCUUGUCACGAGCGAAGGCAAGGAGUUCGAUUUCGACCUUAUUGCCUGUGCUACAGGGUUUGACAUCUCAUAUACUCCGCAUUUCAAAAUCACCGGUAUUGAUGGAGUUACGAUGAAAGACGAAUGGUCAGAGAAUCCAAACAUUUAUCUCGGUAUCACUGGACCCAAGUUUCCCAACUAUUUUGUCAUCAAUGGACCAACCGGCAACUGGGGUCAGGGAUGCGUGCUUCCUUCGCAUGAGGUUCAGAUUGAGUAUGCUAUGCAAUGCUGCAUCAAGAUCCAGAACGAGGGCAUCAAGGCCAUGGAGGUGAAGCAGCUGCCCACUACACAGUGGAACAAGCACCUCGACAACUGGCACACCAAGUACUCCGUCUGGGCUGGCAACUGCCGUUCUUGGUACAAGGCGAACAGGUCAGACGGACGGGUGUAUAUCUGGCCUGGGAGCAUGCUUCAUCUGCUCAAGACUAUGAAGACGCCUAGGUUCGAGGAUUUCAACAUUACCUAUAGAAACGACAAUAUGUGGGAUUUCCUGGGUAAUGGCCGCACUCAGAUUGAAGAGCUGGCUGAAGAUGGGGUUGAUGUUGAUCUUGCUCCGUUCAUUCGGGACCAGGACGUUCCCUGGGCGAUCGAUGAUCCUCAUACUCUAGGAGCUGUUGUAAGCCGUGAGCAUAAACUUUGA
Fusarium oxysporum Fo47 is the source of this 1533-nucleotide messenger RNA. RefSeq names its product flavin-containing monooxygenase. The record is from RefSeq and is a predicted model, not a curated record. Bases 1 to 1533 code for a protein of 510 amino acids. The transcript has 10 exons. Gene Ontology annotation, molecular function: flavin adenine dinucleotide binding; NADP binding; N,N-dimethylaniline monooxygenase activity. NCBI's taxonomy places the organism in Eukaryota, Fungi, Ascomycota, Sordariomycetes, Hypocreales, Nectriaceae.